UUAGUCUUCAGUAUAGCCCUCUUUGGGCUAUUGCUUCACUGUGCAUCGGCUAGAUUUGUAUCUGAUAACAUAUGUCUGGCGAUGCCGAAUGGGCAGAAGUUGCCUAUAACCGAAGACUGUGGUUCGUACAUCGUCUGCGAGUACAAUGUCCAGAGGAUUCAACGCUGCACUGCUGGUACGCUGUUCGAUCCUGUGGCAAUGGUUUGUAACUGGGCGGCUUUUGUAAAAUGCGGCCAAACUCCGUCCCUGCCACCGAUUUUGAUCGCUCCGACACCGGGUCCCGUUACAAUUCCCUCCGCCCCAACACCACCUCGGGCACCUUCCGUAACCCCGAGUAUCCCAACAGCUCCUACGGCACUUCCAACACAAACGGUAACCACCACUACAACUCGCAAACCAACGCAGCCACCCAUUGUCCCGACAGCACCGACUGCACCCCCAGUAGUUCACACCGCUGCACCUACCGUGGCGACGAUCCGGCCAACUACUACCCUGCAACCAAUACCGACCACUCCUUCGUACAACGCACCCAUAAACCCAUACCCAUUCUGUACUCCGGACGAAUUCAGUUUUACCGCGCAUCCGUCCGCUUGUGAGAGCUAUUAUAUCUGUGCAUAUGGUAAGCUUAUCUUGCAUAGCUGUGGUCACGGAGUGUACUGGAACACAGCUACGAAUCAGUGCGACUUCCCUGAGAAUACCGACUGCACCAACCUACCAAACCCUGCCGCUCCGGAAAACUCAACGCCCUCUGCGGAAACGACCACUAUAUCCAUCAUUCCCGAUUGCUACGGUAACGACAUCUUCUAUCCCAACUAUGCCGACUGUAGCCAGUACUACAUUUGCAUUGGACUGCAUCCAAUCCUGAUGAGCUGCCCGACUAACUUCCUUUGGAACAGCAAGGUAUCGCAGUGCGAGACUCCAGCCACUGCAUUUUGCGCGCAAAAAUAA
Molecule: messenger RNA, 948 nt
Organism: Anopheles coustani
Lineage: Eukaryota; Metazoa; Arthropoda; Insecta; Diptera; Culicidae
Product: probable chitinase 10
Exons: 3
Cellular component (GO): extracellular region
Molecular function (GO): chitin binding
Source: RefSeq, a predicted model, not a curated record